Zea mays is the source of this 1115-nucleotide messenger RNA. RefSeq lists its product as uncharacterized. The coding region runs from base 155 to 910 and encodes 251 amino acids. NCBI's taxonomy places the organism in Eukaryota, Viridiplantae, Streptophyta, Magnoliopsida, Poales, Poaceae. The transcript has 5 exons. The record is from RefSeq and is marked validated. Gene Ontology annotation, molecular function: histone binding; transcription cis-regulatory region binding; transcription coregulator activity. Gene Ontology annotation, biological process: regulation of DNA-templated transcription. Gene Ontology annotation, cellular component: nucleus.
AAAAGAUUGGCGACGAAGCAAGGAACGCACCCCGAAUCCCAACUCCUGUGUCCGCCAUCGCCUCGUGGCGGUCGCUCCUGCUCCUGCUGCUGCUGCUGCUCCCCCAGCCGCCCCCGCCCGGAGCACGCCGCCGGCGCCGACGUCGGCGCGUCGCAUGGAUAUGGCCCCCGCGUCUGUCUACUUCAACCCGCGCUCGGUCGAGGAAAUCUUCAAGGACUUCUCCGGCCGCCGCGCGGGGCUCGUCCGCGCCCUCACCUCCGAUGUGGACGAUUUCUGCAGAUUGUGCGACCCAGAUAAGGAGAAUUUGUGUCUCUACGGCCUUCCCAACGGGAGCUGGGAGGUGUCGCCGCCGGCGGAGGAGGUUCCUCCGGAGUUGCCCGAGCCGGCGCUCGGCAUCAACUUUGCGCGCGACGGCAUGCAGCGCCGCGACUGGCUCACACUCGUCGCCGUCCACUCUGACUCGUGGCUCAUCUCCGUCGCAUUCUUCUACGGUGCCCGCCUCAACGGCAACGACCGGAAGCGCUUGUUCAGCAUGAUGAGUGAUCUUCCUUCCGUCUUAGAAGCAUUCGCGGACAGGAAACACGGCAGAGAUAGGUCUGGGGUUGAUAGCAGCGGCAAGUCCAGACACUCAUCAAAGAGAGGAAAAGAUGGCCAUGCCAAGAGUUUCAGGGCAGCAGCUCCUGCCGCCAAGGAGUAUGACGAAGACGAUGACGAGGAAGACGAGGAGGAGCACACGGAGACCUUUUGCGGAAGCUGCGGCGGCCUUUACAACGCGAGCGAGUUCUGGAUCGGCUGCGACAUCUGCGAGCGGUGGUUCCACGGCAAGUGCGUGCGGAUCACCCCUGCGAAAGCGGAUCACAUAAAGCACUACAAGUGCCCGGACUGCAGCUCGAAGAAGAUGAGGCAGUAGGUGUAGGUCCCCGCGUGAUCUGACUGACCCGUGUGAUCUGAUCCAAACCAUAACUCCCUCCGUUUGUUUGUCUCAAGGUCGCAGCUAGCAGAUGUGAAUUCCUUCAUUUGUGGGGCUUGUUUAUGUGGUGGUAGGAAGAGGCAAAGGACUGAUAGAUAGAGAUACAUGACCGUUUUCUUUUAUAUAUAUUCGUUGUUCACCGUUU